UUUGUCGAGUCUUGCUAUCCGGCUGGAAAGGGAGGCGGGAGCUUUUUCUUGACUAAUGGGCGAGGUCCUAAGAGGAAAAAGGUUGCUCCGCUUCCGCUAGAUAUUCGAAAGGGUUUUUCAAAAAAAGCGAAAGACUCAUAUUUCCCCUCUCGAGAUCUAGAUUCGCGAAGUCUAGCAUCUCGGUUGGUUGAAGAAGCUUUUAUUGUACUCACUUUCCUUCUCUCCGCUAAUCGCACUGAAAUGACUAGAUCGGAUCGUUGGUUGAAUCUCCGCCCUACUUUCGCUUAG
Molecule: messenger RNA, 288 nt
Organism: Dovyalis caffra
Lineage: Eukaryota; Viridiplantae; Streptophyta; Magnoliopsida; Malpighiales; Salicaceae
Source: the annotation of a GenBank genome assembly